Messenger RNA from Anopheles moucheti, 2167 nucleotides. RefSeq lists its product as uncharacterized. The record is from RefSeq and is a predicted model, not a curated record. Gene Ontology annotation, biological process: phospholipid metabolic process; arachidonate secretion. The coding region runs from base 8 to 1384 and encodes 458 amino acids. The transcript is spliced from 5 exons. Lineage: Eukaryota; Metazoa; Arthropoda; Insecta; Diptera; Culicidae.
GAUCGCAAUGUGCGGUAAGGUGUCGACGUCCCUAGGACAGCGCGUUCGGUUGUGUGUUCUUACGGUGGUCCUUGCCACCAGUACCCGUGUGACCGGUGUAACGUUUAACGAUACUGUGACAGCAGCGAGUACCGGAUCGAGGGAUGCACGAUUCCUGGCAUUCGGCGAGGGACUCAGUAGUGAAGAGUUCAGUCUGUACCCGUUGCAAUGGACCGACGAUGGGAAAACCACCGAUCGGUAUGAUGAAGGUAGUGAACUAGUACGUCUGGUGGAAGGUGGUUCAGAUUUGACACCGGAACCCUAUCGAGUGGUAGAGGUGAAACCGUUCGAUGCGGGUCGCUUUGGGACUACGACGAACAGGUACAGGGAUGAAGGUGGCUACCAGAAAUUAACUACCAGUGAUAUCUUGCGUACACCGUUGGACACCACCUUCCACACCACUUCCAGCGGCGAGCUGGUGGACACGGGCGGCUUUUAUCCGUCCACGGCGGCACUCCAGUCGCAAGCAGCAGAACCGGUAGUGAUGGCACCGGCACCGUCUUUGUCACGUGUUUCAGAGUUCUUCCGUGGUAUGCUGCAGCGAUUUGGCGUGUACCGGUACAUUGAGGCGUACCAGGGCGGUGGUACUAGUACCACCACCGGCAGUAGUAGCAGCAGCAGCACCACCAGUGGCAUCUCCACCACCGGCCCGUCCGGUCUCUCAUCGCACCUGCAACGCAUCAUACCGCACCGAUUUCGGCCUCACUUUGUCAACACGGCCAAGGGUCUGCGUAACAUACCGGCCCAGCUUAACGACGGACAGCUGCAGCCGGCCCCGGAUGAUGUAGCGGAAGGGGUAGACACAACACAGCCGACUGGCGGAUCGGCGGGACAGACAUCCGGUAGCAGUGGUGGGACCGUUACCGGCAAACCACCCGGCUCGUCCGGUGGUAGUUCCGGUACGAUCAGCUCCCUGUUCAACGCCUUCAAGCGCAAAGUCAAAGCCAUCUAUCCGGGUACCGUGUGGUGCGGAGACGGCAACCAGGCAAAGAGCGAAAACGACAUCGGGUUCUUCUAUCUGACCGACACCUGCUGCCGGGCGCAUGAUCUCUGCCCGAUCACCAUUGCGGCCGGCGAACAGUUUAACCGGCUGAAGAACAAUGGCUACUUUACGCGAUCCCAUUGUGACUGUGAUAAACAAUUUUUUAACUGUCUGAAGAACGCCAACACGCUCGUCUCGCGCCAGAUCGGCUACACGUACUUCAAUCUGCUGAAACCACAAUGCUUCCGGUACGAGCAUCCCAAGCUGAACUGCACCAAAAGAAGUAAGGGCAAAUGCCUGUCGUACGUUGUGGACGAAAAGCAGAGCAAGCAGUGGCAGUGGUUCGAUAAUCUCAUCUUUUAAGCACCCGUAUGUAUUAAGCUAGUGAUAUAUGGUGCCGGCGCAUGGCAAACCCUACGCAGCCGAGUACGAAGGUACGAUGCACCCAACCCAUCCGGCACAAAGUAGUGAAGUUGGGGUGAUUUUUUGUUUAAAGUAAGCGUUCCGAAAAAGAUGGCUUCCAUUCAACGCAACCCAUGUUACGUGGAGGGUUAAUAACGACAUGGCAACCCUACCGUGUCGAAUAUGCUAGAUGUAAAAACGCGAUCGACUUACAGCAUAAGCCAAGCCAAAACGGCGUAAGAGUGAAAGAAAACCCAAAACAAGACAAACAAAUGUACUUCAGCCACGCACAAAUGUCGCUAGCGCAUCCAAUAAUGCUUGAUUGGAUGGUCAAACCACUUGGAGUACUUAGCUUACUUUAUGCAUCAAAUGCAGUAAAAACCUUAAUUAAUUAUCAAUUGAGUGUGAUAGAAGGUAACAGCCACAUAGAAAGAAAAGAAAAGAAACGAAAAAAAAUAACUUACGAAAUUUACACAUAUCGCCAUAAAGUCACGCUUCUUAUCCUAUAGUACGUACUGUAAGACUUCACACUAACUUUAAAAGUAAAGCAAAAGUAUGUUUAUUCGUUCGGUAAGAUGGUGCUAUCGUUACAAUGUAAUGUAAAGUAGGCGCCGGAUAGAAUUUUACUUCCAUUUGUUUACGAUAUAGUUUUGCAAUGCUAGCUGUAAUAAACUGAUUCCGUAAUACUACAAUCACAGCUUUACAUUAAAGGAGUUCAUGUACCGGAGGGUAAGUAUUUUUAAA